Molecule: messenger RNA, 2301 nt
Organism: Arachis ipaensis
Lineage: Eukaryota; Viridiplantae; Streptophyta; Magnoliopsida; Fabales; Fabaceae
Source: RefSeq, a predicted model, not a curated record
AUGGAAGGUAUUGCAAAUAUACGAAUGUAUUAUAACGGUGAGGUUAUAUCGAACACACACGAAGGAGUGACUUUUGUUUGUGAAUGUCCGUUUUCAUUUGCUAUUCUAUAUACCACGAGUUUUGUGGAGUUGCAAAAUGGUAUUUGUGUCAACAUACCAAGUCACAUUUCGAAAAGGGUGAGCUAUAUUUUGUACAGGAGUCCUGUACAAGUAUUUGGUGGGCUGAUACAGUUUCAAAUAAUGGCCAUCACUGACGAUGCAAGCAUGCAGCGGAUGUUCUGUAUUUAUCAACAAACCCGAUUUCAGGUGCCGCUAAUAGAGCUGUACGUUGAGUUUGAACAGCAUACGGGGGUGGAUGAGUUUGACGAGGAGGUCAACAUUAACGAGUUUGGGGAUAUAGGCUGGGAAGAAGAUAACGACGACAGUGAAGAGGAGUUCGAAGCCAACUAUGAAGUCGAUGACGAAAACGAUGACGGAGAUCUGGCCGGCAAUCCGGCGGUGCCAAAUGAAGCGCAUGCUGUUAUAAGCCAGCAGCCGUUUGGUGUUCCAUCUUUUAUGCGAACUCUGGAUCUCGAAGCCAUGCAUGCCCCAGAAUUUCCUGAGUAUGCGAAUAUGGGUGAAGGCAACGCUGCGGCCGAAGAUGGUGAAUUCAGUGUCGGAAUGGAAUUUGGCUCUAGAGAGUCGACAUUCUAUGCGAAAUGCAAGGGUUAUGGUGCCGGGUGCGAUUGGCUUAUCCGAGCUAGUUUGAUUCGAAAGAAAGCUUGUUGGGAGAUCAGGAGAUACAAUGGCAAACACACGUGCACCAUGGGAACUAUCUCGCAAGAUCAUGCCAAGUUGGACUCAGACACAAUUGCAGAUGCCAUUAGGCCGUUGGUCGAAGCAGAUCCGUCCAUAAAGGUGAAGUCUAUUAUUGCAGAAGUUCAGUCAAAGUUCAACUACACUAUCAGUUACCGCAAGGCUUGGUUGGCAAAGCAGAAAUCUGUCGCAAAAGUUUUUGGUGGUUGGGAGGUUUCUUACCAGACUCUGCCAGUUUGGCUGAAAGCAAUGACUGCAAAGAUGCCAAGGUCUCGUGUUCAAAUAAAGACGCUCCCUGUUUACCGUGAGAGUGAGGAGGUUCAAGGUGUAAGAGUUCUUCAUCGCGUUUUUUGGAGCUUCUAUCCGUGUAUAGUAGCAUUCCGACACUGCAAGCCACUGGUGCAGGUUGAUGGCACACACCUGUACGGUAAAUAUAAAGGUGCGCUUCUAGUUGUCGUUGCACAGGACGGGAACCAGAACAUUGUGCCUAUUGCGUUUGCAAUAGUCGAGGGUGAGACGGCAGACGCGUGGGAGUUUUUCCUAAGCAACCUGCGGAGAUAUGUUGUUACCAUCGAUGGCGUCGGCAUUAUUUCUGACCGCCAUAACUCCAUUGACGCAGCAAUAGCUCGCAGCAACGGUGCAUGGUCACCGCCAAGAGCGUGGCACAUGUACUGCAUCAGGCACAUCGGUUCCAACUUCUUAAGGAGGUUCAAGGCUCCGACGGAGCAAGAGUACAACAAAAACUACCAAAGGCUGAGAGAGCGGGGUGAGGCGUAUGCGCAAUGGUGUGAUGAGAUCGGUGUUCAGAGAUGGGUGUUGGCAUUCGACGGAGGUCAUCAUUGGGGACAUAUGACGACAAACUUGGGUGCACACAACAUUCCUGUGACUGCCGUUGUUAGGUAUACUUUCUAUCGGCUGAAUGAAUUGUUUACUCAGAAGAGCGCCGAGGCUCAUGAGCGUGUCCGCAACGGAUUCACGAAUUUGGAAUUUGCCACCAAAAGAGUCGAAGAAAGUUUUCGACGUGCAGGCAACAUUGUGGUCAAUAGGUUCGACAGGCGCAACGAGAUGUUUGAGGUUCGCGAAAUGCAAGAUGGUUCCAUUCACACUGUUAAUCUCGCGCAACGACACUGCGAUUGUGGCCAUUUCCAGGUCGAGCGACUCCCAUGCCGCCACGUCCUUGCAUGUUGCGCCAACCAGCGUCUUGAUUGGCAAAUAUAUGUGCAUGAUGUGUACAAAAUGUCCGAAAUUUGCAAGGUCUACAGAGGCGAGUUUGUCCCGAUGGGUGACCCAUCUACGUGGGCUCCGUAUGAAGGAGCGAAGGUGAUCGCGAAUUGGACAUUGAGGCGCGCGACGAAAGGUAGACCCAAGUCAACCCGCUACUUGAAUGAGAUGGAUUCGCGGGACAUGCGCCGUCCUCGCCGGUGUACUAUUUGUGGACGGGAGGGACAUAGCCAGAGUCGAUGUCCGCAGCGCGCAGAAUCAAGCUCUGCUAGGAAUCAAGCUUGA